AUGAAAACUGUUGGUGAGAAUUUGACAAUGGAAGCAUACAGAGAAGAGGCUCUCAAAGCGAAGCAUAUCGCUGAGAGAAGAUUCGCGGAGAAAGAUUUCACGGGCGCGAGGAGUUACGCGCUGAGGGCGAGGUCGCUGUAUCCAGACUUGGAAGGUUUGUCUCAGAUGGUGACGACGUACGAAGUUUAUAUAGCUUCUCAGGGUAGACGCAGCAGCGGGGAGAUUGAUUACUACGCGGUUCUUGGGCUAAAACCAUCUGCUGGGAAAAGAGAAGUGAAGAAACAGUACAAGAAGAUGGCUGUACUGCUCCAUCCGGACAAGAACAAAUGCCUCGGAGCUAACGGGGCGUUCCAGAUCAUAUCCGAAGCGUGGACUUUCCUGUCGAAUGAGUUCAAGAAAAGCACUUUUUAUUACAAGAGAAAGAAACUCAUGGACUCGAUGGUGGUUCAGAAGAACAGCAGCACAGAGUAUGCCCCCGGGACCGCGGGAUUCGACUGUUGUCCACCGGUUUCUUCGGAAAGGCAUGAUACUUUCUGGACUGUAUGCACCUCUUGCAAAGUUCAGUACGAGUAUCUGAGGAAGUAUGUGAACAAGCGGCUCUCGUGUAAGAACUGCAGAGGAGCAUUCAUCGCUGUGGAGACUGGGCCGGCUCCUGUUAGUGCAUCGAUUCAGUACGCGCCUCCUCCUCCUCAUACAACAAGUAAUGGAUACGGAUCAUCUCAUGGCUAUGAUGCUGUCUCACGCAUGCCUACCAAUUCCACUUAUUUCUUAGGCCAGUAUCCUGCACAUGGAUAUGAAUAUGUUACAAAUGAGUCAUAUGACUGGAACUCAUACAUGGGAACAGCAUCUCCGGGGAAUCUGGAGUCAAACCGUAUGUCUUCAGUUUCCAACGGAUAUCCUUAUAAGCUCAGCAAUGGAGUAGUCUCUGGGGGAAGAAAGAAAGUUAAAGAAGGAUCUCACAGGACUACAAGCUCGAUGAAAAGCAAAGCCUCUGAACUGAUAUAUCCAAGCCCGCCCAACUGGCCUGCUGAUCCUUCGGUGAUUAAGGCGAGUAGACCUGAGAAAAAGAGGAAUCUUGGUUUGGGGUCAUCUGGUAAUGGAUUUGUUGAGAACACUGCAAAAGCUAAUCCAGAGUCAAAAGCAACAAAUCUGGAUGUAAACAUGGAACACGAGUUUAAACAUCCUGGCCAAAGCUAUGGUUCAACAAGACGAUGGUCCGCUGCAGCAGGAUUGGAUACGCGGAAGAUAUUGAUUAACAAAGCUAAAACACAUAUUCAGCAAAGACUAGAGAUGAUGAGAUUAGCUUCAGUGGCAGCAGCAGCAGCGGCUACAGAGGAUGCUGCUCCCCUUGAUGAGGUAAAUGCCUCCUCCAAGGUAGGAGAUGAUGUAAGUUAUGUUUGCUCCGGCCCUCACCAAUCUACUCGGAAAAUAAACGGACCAAUAAUAGUUCCAGACUCCGACUUCCACGACUUUGAUAAAAACAGAUCAGAAGAGUGCUUUGAAGCUAGGCAAAUAUGGGCAAUCUAUGAUGAAGAUGAUGGUAUGCCACGGUUAUAUUGCGUGGUCCGGGAAGUACUCUCGGUUCAGCCUUUCAAGAUCGACAUAGCCUACUUGAGCUCGAAGACCGACAUCGAGUUUGGUACGAUGAAAUGGGUGCAGUACGGGUUCACAAAGUCGUGUGGACAUUUCAGGAUACGCAACACUGACAUAGUCGACCACGUUAACAUAUUCUCCCAUCUAUUGAAAGACAAGAAGACAGGAAGAGGCGGUUGUGUAAGGAUAUUCCCGAAAACCGGAGAGAUUUGGGCCGUGUACAAGAACUGGUCACCGAACUGGAACAACUCGACCCCAGAUGAAGUUAGGCACCAGUACGAAAUGGUUGAGAUCCUUGAUGAAUACUCUGAACAGUUUGGUGUUUGCAUUGCCUCGCUUGUGAAAGUAGAAGGCUACAAGACCGUGUAUCGCAGGAGAAGCGAGGAGGAGGAAGAGAGCUCGAAAUGGAUACCGCGGAGAGAGAUGCUGCGGUUUUCGCAUCAAGUGCCAUCUUGGUUUCUUAAAGAAGAAACUAGCGGUGUGCCCGGAAACUGUUGGGACUUGGACCCAGCUGCUAUACCUGAGGAGUUGCUUCACACUGGAGCAGGAGACUGAGUAAUGUAUCAUUCACUGUUGCUGCAAGAGACAAAAGAGUAAGAGCUUUAUAUAUGUAUGUCCAUGUAACGGUUUUUGACUCAGUGUAGAAAACCCAACCUUCUAUAUCCACAAGAUUUUAUGGAUUAUUAUGUCAGGAACUAUAUACAGGCAAGCCUCUGUUUGUUCAUUGGAGCUGUUGUAUUAGCAAUGUUGAAGAAUCAAAACCUAGUUUGACUUGUUACUUAUUUUUAUGAUUCUGUAUUUCCUUUUUGUUUUUCUUUGUUAACAUUUAGUAUAAAAAUGUAGCCAAUUUCAUUUUGGUUUUUUAUUUUUCUCA
Molecule: messenger RNA, 2467 nt
Organism: Thlaspi arvense
Lineage: Eukaryota; Viridiplantae; Streptophyta; Magnoliopsida; Brassicales; Brassicaceae
Source: the annotation of a GenBank genome assembly